AAAUUUAGGCUGGUGCCAGAAUUCAGGAAUAAUUUUAAACAAUAACACGCUUACCGACGGGGCUCCAUACAUUAUAUUAUACAAUACUUUUGAUUGGUUUCUUGCCGUCGUCUCCUUAAAAAAUCCAUAUAAUCAAUCAUCAUGGGCAAUGCACUCAAGUCUGGGGUCCAGAGAUUCAAUGCCGAGAAUCGCGCCCACAAACUCCUUGAUAAAUCAAGUAUGAGGUCAGCCCCGAGACAUCCAACAACAGCCAAAGCUAUUCAAGAACUUCAAACCAAAAACCCUGAGGUCCUUCAUGAACAGCAAAGAAAGGAUGACAGGCUUUUAGGAUUACUACAGAAUAUCAGAGUUGACUCCACAGAUCCUGCCCAAGAAAAACCUCAAGACACAGAUCAGCCUAAUCCCUCAGCUUUGAGGGGUACGAGUAGACGUUCAUUACCACUCAAUAGAGGGCUUAUCAAACCACAAACAACGCUCUUUGAAGUACCUGAUGAAAUUCCAGACGGACGACUUACAGUACCCAUGGCGAUCGAGAUGCUCGCAAAACACAAACGUAACCCUAAGGAAUGGCCAGUUGAUCGGUUAGCGACAGAUUACAAGUUAGAUCUUAAAGAUGCAGAGAAUAUCUUGGAGUAUUUCAACUCCUUCAAAGUAAUAGCUAUACAAGAAGGUCCAUCCGCACACAAACCUAGCAUCACAGGAGGAAGGUGAUAGUUAUGCUGAUGAGGUCAAAGGUCAUUUGUCUGCGUUUAUUUUAUUGGCCCUUAAGAGACCUGGGGCCUUUCUCAAACUCCGGCCUUGGAAACGCAGCGAGUAUGAACUGGACUUUAGGCCUGUACAAUUUUUGGAGCAGUGUGUAUUUUGCAUGCAGGGGGUAGAGCCCAAGUUGACUCGAUGACAAGUCGUUAGGCGCUGCCUAUUUGUCUGCCGUUCAUGCAACAGUCACAGUGUGAUUACACACACAUACUGGGAUCGAGGGUGUGUACCGUUCCUGUAACUGCACCACACUCCAACUGCACCGCGCUUAACAAUUACCGUCUUGACUUCCAAGACUAGAGCCCAAGCCAAGGUUUGAAAUAGGCCCCAAAGCAGCCUCCGGCGGCUUUUACCAAAAUGGGGCCGCAAGAUUUAGCACACUUUCAAUCAAUCCAAAGGUCACGUCGUGAACUGAUGUAAACAUAGUAUCUUUGUAUGCAGUUCUACAACAAAACAACAAUUCUAUUUAAAAGUUUUUCAGAGGCUUUUUUUUAAAAUAAAAUUUACUGAAAAAAAUAGCAAUCAAUUUUGCCAUAUCUGAGCUUAUGGUAUGAUUACACAGAAAUGGGUUGUCUCCAAGGGGUUCUUAAAUCUUGGUUUAGGGAUGAAAUAUUUGGCGUAGUGACCAGGAGUAAUAUUAUUGGAAGUGCAAUGAUUAUUGUUGGGAAUUACGCUAUGCAAGAGAGUGGACUCUUUUAAACACAUUAUUUGUCAAACGGUAAAUCACACACAACGACUCGUUAAUAGUUCUUGAAUAAAAUUUAUUGAUAGAACUUUUUACUCUGUCUCAGGCUUAUAAUUUGAACAAAAUAUGAGGUAAAAAUGUAUGUAACAUAAGCAACGUAAAAGCCAAAAUUAAGAAUAAUAUAUUCCUCAGCAGUCAACAUUUCGUUUCCGAGUGGAAAACUUUUGACCAUGACAAGUGUCAGAGUUUUUAUUUACCAGAUAAUUCAAAAUUAAAUUCUCAAAAAAAGGAUGCAGAAAUCUGUGAAGUAGAUCUUGCGGUUUUGCAGGAAACUGAGCACAACUUGAAAAAAAAGUUGAUUAGGAAGCAUUAGUUGUUGAUUCUGUACAAUUAUAAUAAGGCAUCUGAAGGCUUCAUACUUACUUACUGACACUGAUUUUGGAAAAAAGAUCUUUUCUAUUGAAAGUAACAACUGUGUUCAUUAUUUGUAAAAUUUGAAGUGCAUGAUUUUAAACCAUUGAUGUGACAUAAGUACUGAUGCCACUUAAAACAAUUGAAAACCAUGUGUUGAACUUGCAUUUUAUUUUACUCUGGAACAAAAGGAAAUAAAAAAUCUCUAAUUGCUAUGGAAACCAAAUGAUUUUAAAAGUUUGUGAAUUAAAUCAUUGUCUUACAAUUUUAUUAAGUAUUAAUUUGUAACCGAAACCAAUAAUAUUGUCCCCUCCAUUCCAUAUGUCAUUAUUAUUUCUAUUUAGUACAGCUUUAACAAUCCAGCUAAGAUGGUUUUUUAUCAGCAAAGCUUAAGGGGAGCGCACUAUUUAUACUUCAAGUGUCCAGCACUUGAGAGCAACUUACAUGUAGCAUGCCCCUUUAAUAAGGUUUGACAAAGAGAAACAUACACAGGGCGGCAACAGAUUUUAAAAUUCCAUCGUUUUCUAAACUGCACAAGCUCAGAAUUAUUGGAAUGAUGGAAAAUUAUCUCCUUUUUUUCUUGCAACACAUUGCGUUUAAAAGUCUUUGCAAGGCUUUGUGUGUACAGGGUACAAGGUGGUAGCUACAUCCUCUGUUAUGUGAAAACAACAACCAAUAAAGUGAUGCUUGAACACGUUUCCAAAGUUUUCAAGUUUCAACCUUCUCGCAUUUAAGAAUUUAAUUUCAAGUCAGGUUAUUAUUUUGGUAAUGUGCAAACAGAUGAAUUGUUGAAAAUCAUUCAGCUUCACAAAUCUGUGGGUUUCUUUUCUUUCUUUUUUUAAUACUGGCUGAUGCAUUUAGUUCUUCUGUUUUUCAAACAGUUUCGGAUCUUUACUUCCGA
Molecule: messenger RNA, 2753 nt
Organism: Asterias rubens (European starfish)
Lineage: Eukaryota; Metazoa; Echinodermata; Asteroidea; Forcipulatida; Asteriidae
Product: NADH dehydrogenase [ubiquinone] 1 alpha subcomplex assembly factor 4-like
Exons: 5
Coding region: 142-711 (189 amino acids)
Biological process (GO): mitochondrial respiratory chain complex I assembly
Cellular component (GO): mitochondrion
Source: RefSeq, a predicted model, not a curated record